GUGAAAAUCACAUGUUUUUGUUUGUAUCACUUAAUCGUGUAUUGAACGGACAGACAGUCAAGUGGUGUCCAGUCUAUCGGUCCCUUCAAUGCCUUUAUAUGAGUUCCGUUACGCGCCGUAUGUCUGGCGGCUAUUGAAUGGUGUCUUCUGUGUCUAUAAACCGCACAAUAAGUCCAUUCAAUCCACUCGCAGAUCAUUACUGUCCAAACUCUGCGAUGAUCUCAAUGCCAUGGAGUGUCGGCCCGCAAGAGAGUUGGUCCACAUCUCCGGUCAACUGUCGAGUGGCGAGAGUCUGACGGUU
Oppiella nova is the source of this 301-nucleotide messenger RNA. The record is from the annotation of a GenBank genome assembly. NCBI's taxonomy places the organism in Eukaryota, Metazoa, Arthropoda, Arachnida, Sarcoptiformes, Oppiidae.